Hylaeus volcanicus is the source of this 9522-nucleotide messenger RNA. RefSeq names its product probable G-protein coupled receptor CG31760. The coding region runs from base 1031 to 4366 and encodes 1111 amino acids. NCBI's taxonomy places the organism in Eukaryota, Metazoa, Arthropoda, Insecta, Hymenoptera, Colletidae. Gene Ontology annotation, biological process: G protein-coupled receptor signaling pathway. The transcript has 13 exons. Gene Ontology annotation, molecular function: G protein-coupled receptor activity. Gene Ontology annotation, cellular component: membrane. The record is from RefSeq and is a predicted model, not a curated record.
AGCUGUGCGUAACCCCUUAAAGCCCUCCGUGGCGCAAAUAAGUUAGAGCAUAGUCCCCCAUUAUUAAUACUGCCUUAAGAGAUAAAAUUUAUGCAAUUUAUUAACCCUCAACUAGCUCCAGGGACUGGACUAUUAUUUCUGUCGCCCUCUCCUUGGAGAAACCACGUUAAGAGUUCAAGUAUUAAGUGUUUUUUUCAGAUACAACCAGAUUAUUACUUAUUAUUAUUGUAACUAAUCCAUUAACAUACAGUGUCCACAGAUUAUACCAGAAAUUGAAAUUAAAACAGAAAUGUUAGCUAUCACUUCAUCCCGCACUGUGUCUCGUUACGCACGAUCUAUCGAUGCCAUCCGAAGAAAACACUGAUUCGGUUGAUGCUAACAAAAUCAUCUGGGUGAGGCAUGCGCUCUGCGACCGGAUUCCCGCCGCACGACAAAGGGGUAGCGAGUUUCAACCCUCAGUCUGGCGCCGCGUGCGAGCGCGAGUCGACCACGGCGCUCCCGUUCGAGGUCCCGUCGAUACACGCUGUUGAUACACGCACCUACCCCGUGGUAGGUCACCUGUCAACCGCCGGAUAACAAUGAAUCGCGACAGGAUGAAUGAAAUCCGCUCGGAAUCCGAGGAUCCUACCUGAGGAUCGAACGAGCCAGGACUUCUAGCGACACGUUGACAUUACCGAGGCUACCUUUCGUUAAAAACAGACCUUGAAAGUCGAUUGUCGACUGUCACCAAGCGUGUCGAGGGUUCCAAUUCGAAGUGGACAUGAACAUUUUCAACGAGGCUCUGUGGUUCUCUCAUCGCGACCUGGCACUACCUUGCGUUAUUGCUCCCAUAGCAGGAUCUUGUAAAAGUAUCCGCGAAACCGUCCUUGUAGUCGCGGAAAAAUGUGACGCGAAUGCCGUCCGGCGCUACAAAGCCGCAGAACACGAGAAACCAGGAUGCUAAAGCCUCCAGCGAGUAUAUCAUGACUUGACCGAGCCGAGGGUCGCGUGAGAUCUUGACGCCGUUGAUGGCCGCGAAGACAGUGCUAAGAUGAGUGUCGCUUGCCGCUGGUACGUCCUCCUUUUGCUCACGUGCGCGCAUAGGCCCGUGCUGGCCGGGUUCGCCGACCAGGAGGCUCAGAUAGAGAGACCCAAGGAGACCCUGCGUCAUCAGCAGAACCAGCGGCCCUCGUUCAUCGACCGCAAGCUGGUGAUGCAGGCUACCGAGCUGUCCGAAGGCCUGAAGGAGCGGCAGCGGGAUGGAAACGAUCUGGACACUGCACUCCAGCUGACUCGUAGAGACAGACUGGAGACCAGCAUAGAGAAACCGGCCACGCAAAUCAGGCACAGUCGGUCCAGAAACCACUUCGCCCGACAGGCCAAUUUCGACGACACUGAUCUCUCUUACAUGCCCAGUGGAGCCAGCAGAAGAGCUCAGUCUGCGGACAACGCAUCCCAAAGCGAGGAGGCACUUGGCAAAGUCAAAGGGAAGAGUCCAGGCAUGGGCAGGUCCUCUGGACAGGACCUUAGGUCCACGGGCACCAUCGACGAACGGUCCACCGUGGACAUCGACAAAUUGCUCACUAGGUUGUCAGAGGCUGGCUCGGAUCGUAGGAAAGAGGGACGGACUCGCGUGACGCCGUCAGCACGCCACAAGAACGACUCGUUCGGAAAACUGAGGAAGGUGAUCGCCAAGAACAGGUUCCGCGCGUUUGGGAACAGGACUAUCAUUAACAUGACCGAUGUGUACGGGACAGUUGUUCGCGGAGCACCUGCCAGUGACAGGAACGACCUGGACGCUAUGGAGAUCGCCAUCCUGGAGGAGUAUGACGUGUACAGUGACAGUGAGGUUGGCAGAAACGAGUCUGAGAGGGAGAAUUACGAGGAUUAUGGGAGGACGGUCGUGGACCAGGUCAAAGGGAACAAAGAGCCCGUCCACGUGGACAUCGUCACGCGGUUCCUACGCAUCAUAGAAAAUCAACAUCUCCUGGGGGAAAACUGUACCGCUGGUACCGAUCUGAACCUUGGCGAGGGUGUCGUUGACCAGUACGCCCAGGAGAAGUUUCGGUUGGAGGCCAACCUGGCGGUAAACAGGGCCAACAUGUUGACCAGGCUCUGGAAGUAUGCUCCUGAGGUGAUGUUGUCUUCGGAGUACCUUCUGCACGCCAGCAUCCUCUCCAUGGUCGAGUUCGACGAGGACAUCUUCGCUGCAGGGAACUGUUACGAUAAACUACAGUACAAGGACAGGUGGCUUUAUUGUCCGUUUGCUCAUCGGCUGCAGAAUCAGGACGGUGUCCUCGUAAAGGACCUGGCCAUUGAGUACAAGUAUCUGAGCAACAGCAGUGAGUGGUUCUAUAUAGCCAGGAAGAAUGCUGAGAAAGUGAUAGCGAACAACGACCAGUUCAGUCGAGGUUUUCACACGUACACGCUGAACGAAACGACGCAUACAGAGAGGGAGGACGACGUGAUCCUGACAGUGAGAUACGAGGACGGCAGGUGGUCGAAACCGUACUACGAUUGCGGGGGUGGAAAUAUCUGGAUGCUGACCUACACCGUUCCUUUCUUCGGCUACGUCAACGACACAUACUUCUUCAAGGGGACAAGCGGAAUAGACAUAGAUCUACGCAGGCUGGACAUAGAUCAGUGUCCUUUACCACCAGGAUCCAGUCAGCUGAACAUAUUCGCAGCCAGCGACAAAUGCAAGAAACGAACGACAGAGUGUAUAGCGAUUCCAGGACUGGGAUUUCGGCGUGGGAGUUAUCGUUGCGUCUGCAAACGAGGAUUUUAUUACCCCGAUACAAAGUCCACCAGUCGAUACUACAAUGGCACCGUGAUCGAGGAAGAAUACGAAAAAUUGAUGAUGGACGAUGAGAGUCAGUACGACGUGGAUGGCGUCUUCGAGUGUCUUCCUUGCGCAGAGGGAUGCGAAUCCUGUGAGGACGAAUCGCCAUGUGUAGUGUCGUUGAAUUGGUUGAUGAGGACUGCCAUUUUGAUCCUGGAAUGCUGCGUCAUCGCUUGCUUGCCAGCUGUCGCGCUGUUCACUUGGAAGUAUGGGAAUGUAAAGGUGGUGAGAGCCGCGAGUCCAGUCCUUCUACGUGUCAUAGUGGUUGGUGCAUUUUUCAUAUAUUGCACAACUAUAGUAAUGUACCCCCGUCCAAACGUUAUAACGUGCACCGUGAGAGUUUGGCUGAGAGAAAUUGGAUUUUCUCUAACCUAUGGCGCUCUUAUGCUGAAAACUUGGAGGAUAUCGGUGAUAUUCAGAGUGAAGUCAGCGAAAGCUGUGAAAAUAACUGACGGCAGUUUGCUGAAGCGAUUGGGUGUUAUAGUGAUGAUAUUCAGCGUGUUCCUGAGCAUUCGCACCUUAGUGGCACCACCUGUGGUCAUAGUCGCCAGGACUGCUGACGAUCUGAAGGCCUACCUUUGCCGGACCGAUUGGUGGGAUCACAGUUUCACUAUACUCGAGGUGAUAUUUCUAAUAUGGGGCAUCAGAUUGUGCAUCGUGGUGAGAAAGACCCCGUCAGAGUUCAAUGAAAGUCGAUUCAUCUCGAUGGCGAUUUACAACGAAUUUCUACUAUCAGUCUUCCUCAACGUCUCGAUGUUGUUCUUGCAGUCCCCGGCGAAUCCGGAUUUAUUGUACGUGAUAUUCUUCUGUCACACCCAGCUUACCGUCACGCUGCUGCUGUGCCUCAUAUUUGGUAGCAAGGCCUACGUGGUGUUCCGUAGCGGGGGUAAGGAUGAGGCGAAACACACCGGGGCCACUGGGAAAUUCCUGGGGAAGAGUACCCGCCCUGCGGGCACCAGUAACCAGACCAACUCGAUCUCCCUUCAACAAGGAAACUUCACCGACGAGAGCGACGGUGCCACGGAGGAGUUCCGUCGAUUUAUCAAUCAACUAGAGGUCCUGAAGGAGAAGAACGUUCUACUUGGUAACCACCACUUGGUGAACAAGCUUGCAGCGAUGCAAGAAGCAGCGAAUCGUGCAGAGACUCUGGUAUCCACAAUCCAGGCGAUCUCCUCCAGUAUGAGACUGAACGACCUUAACGGAUCCACAGCCAUAGUCGAAACGGAUGUAGGAGGAUCCCUUCAGACCGACGGAGAUCAGAAAGAUACAGAACCCAAGGAGGACAAAAUAUGUCAGGCCUGCGUGGAGAAGAACACCAAAGACUCUCUGGUUCCACCAGAGACAAAAAAGAGAGUGAGGACCAACGACGUCGCCGUUUCCACUUCCAGUAGGCCAGCCACCGAGGAUAUAGGUACAGAGACCAAGGAGGACAAAGAGUUUGAGACUAGGGACAGGAGCAAGAGCAAAUCCGGUCAUGCCAGGACGCACGCCAUAGUAAUUAACCUGGACGAUAAGAGCAGGUUCUCCGAGGAGGUCACAGUCUAAGAACACCGAUAGUGUCCUGUGAACUUUUUCGGUGUUUUCUAAUUCCGUGAAUACAAAGAGAUUCCGCUUCUAAAAACAUGAAAUUUCAAAGACUUUGGCGGAAUCUUGGUUCAGUGUUUGUGUGUUGUUGCACCGUUUACCAUUUUCUAUCAGCUGGAAGCGUUCCCAAAAUAAUGUACAUUUGUAAGUGGCAAAUUCGUUCACGGACACUUGAGCAGACACUUUGAAAACGUUGGUCAAAACUACGAUAAUCGACGAAAGGCGAGUAAUAAUAUUUUCAACGAAACCCGUUCCUGGAAUGGGGACGGGGGCUGGGGGGUGUAGAAGAAACGACGAUGGUAGUUUGAAGGGUAUGAGAAUUAUUUCCUGCAGCACGACUUUGCUUUUCCACCAUUCUCUCAGUUUUUGCACGAAUGGCAUUUGAACACUCACGGUAUGGAAAUUUUUAGUCUUUCAAACAUUCAACGAAGAAAUGAGAGAAGAGCGCUUCUUCAACGUUCGUUUUCAGAAUGGAAAAGAAACAAAGUUCCAAGAAAACGCGAACUCAUCCACCGCGUAAACGUUUGCUUUUUUUGAAAAACCGUUUGCAGAAAUAUGCACCGCUGAUCUCGUCCCGGAUAGAAAAGUUCUGCCAUUUUUCAGCACCCUAGUUUUGGUUUUGUUGGCAUCCAUGAAUCUUGAACCGUUUACACGAUAAAAAAUAAAAAGGAAGAAACAGAAUCUAUGGAAAUUAUUCGCUAACAAUGUCUAUUUCCAUUACUCGUUUGGGACCCAAGAGAAUUCGUUUUACGAGUCAUAAAAUUAUGACAAAUGGAUUGAAAUGGACGGAGAUCAUACUUGCAAAUGUAAUGAAUCCAAGAUGUCCACGCUGAAAGAAUUUGUUUAAUAAUACGCGAUUUUUUAUGCCAUAAAAGAACCCUCGUGGUUAAAUCGAGGAAUUUUGGAUACUGCUACAUUUCGUUCUGUAAAUAUCACUUUAGCCGCUUAUUCGAGGUCUUCUGACGUAUUUCUAAGUCGAUUUGUAAAUAAUUAAACCGCUCUUCGUGGACGAGAUGCAGCGAAACCGAUCGAUGCUGAGAGACGAUGAUUCUCGCUAGGGAUGUUUGAUUUUCAAUCAAUUUUCUAGACAAUCGUUUUAUUUAAUAAUAAUAACCAAGUAUGAGUUGGGGGGACAAUGUUUGAAAAAAUGAUUGAACACAUAGAUUCUUGAGUUUAUUUACCAGAAUUGAUCAUCCCUAGUGUCUCUUUAGCUUUCGUCAUAUCAGUCCAAAUUGUAAAUAAAUUGUAAAUAAAAUCACACGACGUGAGUUUACCGGUAAAUUAACGAUCGAGUUUCAUUGUUAAGAUCGUGCGUUAGAUUUAUUCAACGAGUCCGUUCGUAGUAGAGCGUUGACGAAUGGCUAAUGUCAUUUGAGAAAGUUUGAAUGCACCAGUGGCACAUUCAUUGAAAUUUAUGGUUAAUUGAAAAUUUCUUGGCCGAAGGGUGAGUGGACUAGCUGGACUGCGGAGGGAUUAUUUAUUGAUCCGAGUUAAACAGUUGCAAAUUGUUAAUUGGCAGAGCGGUAAGUGCACUUGCUACACCAGUGGAGAAUAAUUAUGACCACAACUUAGAGACAGGAAUGGAGGGUGUCUAUCGAUCGCACCAGGUUACGAAAAUUCUGAUAUUUUUGGAAGAAACACUGUCUGAUACCUGGAUUAAAGCAGCUGUUCUACGUGGUGUCUCAAAGCAAACAGAUAACCAUUGAAUUUGAACGCUUGAAACUUCUGUUGAGUGAAUUUUUGCACGUUUCAAAAUUUUAUUAAAGUUUCGUACCAACAGAAUUUAUUGUCUAAUAUCUGACAUUCGUAUUCUCCCUAUUUUCAUCGAACGGUUCCUCCGCGUACCCUCAUGGUAUAGCGAGCUAUCGCAUAUUUAUUCAUUAUCUGACCCAUGGGAGAGGGCAAUGGUGGUGAUAACAUGAGCAAAUGAUUCACAGUCGAUCGGCUCUGCGUGAAUUCGAGUGUAAAAGCAACCCUUGAGGAAAUGUGUGAAUAACAAUUUAGAUCGAUAGGGCCAUUGGUCCAAUUGUUGGUUAAUCGUCGGCAUUCCCCAUUCGUCAACGUCACACUGGGACUCUACAUGUUAAGUAAACGAUUUAAUUAUGCAUAUCGGUCCCAGAGAGGCUUGAUCCUCUAGGAGAAGAGAGGGUACUCUCUGUAAUCAUCGGGAAACGAUUCACUGGCAUCGAUGGGGACACUUCCAAUCAGAAUCCUCUCGCCAAUCCCUAAGGACUCGGUGGGUGAAAGGGUGGAUUUCUAUUUGUGUAGUUCACCUGCCAUGAGGACAGGCGUGGACGUCCAGUAUUUGACACUCGUCGCCUCACGCGUUUAGGAUGACAAAGAUAGAGUUGACAGAUGGGUAUGGAAAAGAAAGCAUGUUGACAAGCCCAAAAGAAACAUCUCUUAUUGAUACAUAGAUAUUGAACUUCUAACAAGAAAGGAGUGACUAGCAUAUUGGGAAUACAUGAAGGUUCAUAAUUAGACUGCGGAUUUUGUCCAUUCAUGUUAAAAACUAAUAAAUAACUACGAGUGAUGGAAUAAUGUACGAGUAUUCAAAUGAGUCGAGAACAAGUUGACAAAUUAUACAUUAUGAUAAAACAUAUCCGUACAAAAAAAAAAGUUGCAAUUCAGAGCACCUCCCAAUUAUUUAACGAGCUAAACUGCUCUGAAUAGAUUACAAUCUUUUCAUGUCGCACGCCCAGAUAGAAAGUGGCGGCUGUGGGUACUUCCCGAACUAAAAUUGAUCUCUUCAGCUAAGGGGUUAAUCUAGCCACGCUAUCGUUUUCAAAAUUGCUUAGCUUUUAACCCUCUUCGACGAAUAGAACUCAGAGACGAAAUCGAAUCCCGAGGAUAGCUCUAUCUAAAACGAAAUCACGUUGGGGACGUGUCACCUUUGAGGUACUUUUUUGAACAACGUGCGACAAGAUUGAUGCGGUGUACUCGCACGCCGCGCGUCGUGCAAAAUUCAACCGUGGAACGGGGAAUCCCCAGUGUGCACGCGACUCUAUCUCGCAAACAUCUCGAUUCGCGGUGCUUGAUUGCGAAACAUUCAAUUUUCGUUUGUAUUGCUUUAUAUUUUUAUUUUGUUAACUACUUUUCUACAUUUUCUCGAAGGUUUGCGUGAUGGAUUCUAUACUGUCUCUUUAACGAUAUUUUUGUUGGCGCAAACCUGUGGAACAUGUAUACAGAGGGUUUCAAAACUACAGGUAGAAAUUUGUAUACAGGGUGGACCAAGUACGUGUAACAACAAGGCAUAAUUUCGUUUGCAGUCCGUUUAAAAUCCAAUCCAAUAAUAUCAUGCAACGAUACCUUUGGGCUUGUAAAGUUAGAAAUUUGAAGAUUCUGAAGAUUGGAAUUUAUAUUCAUCAUGAAUUGUCCGGUUUUAAUUAAUUAUGCAAAUAGACUUCGUUAAAGCUGCGUAUUCCUUUAAGUACUUGAAUUUCCAUUAAUGAUCGCCAUAUAAUUUUUGUAUCGAUUACGCUUGAAUUAAGUCUUAAACUAAAUCGAAAUUAUCUCUAAUUUGGCUUCAACCUGGCCACUGUUCGACAAUUUUGCGAAAUUGUCAUCAGAGUAUAUAUCGACAGCAAUUAACGUUUAUCCAAUCAUCAAGUUACAUCCUCUCCAGUGAAAGGGUAGUUCGUUUGUUUUCAAUUAGUAUGAAACAACGUGGAUUAUUUGUACCAGAAUAACAAGAGAACAAAUAUUUUUCGCAGCGUUAAUUCACUUUACGCCAAAUUCGAAACUAGCCGCGCAACAGAAUAUAAAAUAGUCUGCCAUAAAAAUCGCGUUUAAACAAACUACAGAGAACCGCGACUUUGAUAAAAAUUCUUGCCCGAUUCGAAAACCUUCCCUGUGCGGAAUUACAAAAUUUGUUCCUGGCGAUAAAAAUUACAGCAAAGUCGUUAUAUCAUAAAAUCCAAAGGAAAGUAAUUGCUAAGAAAUUGAACUUGUCAAUUUUUAUCAAAGUCGUAAGACGAAGGCGAAUGAUGAAAGAUGAAUGUGUAUUAAUAUUUAGCGAUGGGAAUUUAACGUCCUUUUUCAAGUUAUGUCAGAGUUAAUAUUUCUUGAAAUGUCAAUGAUUUGCAAUCUGAAUUUUAAUUGCUCAAAUAUUCCCAAUAUUACCUCGAAAUUUCAAUUUUUCAAAGUAUACGUGACUCUAUUCAUUUUUUAAAGUAAUCUAUUUAAAAUGUUAUCACAUUUGAAACUUCCGAGGUCUAUACAAAUUGUCCAUUUACUUGUUUCAAUUAAAAAAAUGCGUAAAACUAAUAUUUUUGCUGAUUAUUUUUCGAAUCAAUUAUACUUAGACAAAGUGGCCAGCCUUGUUAUUGUCGCUUUCAAAUUUUUUGAAAGCUUUUACGUUAACGAAGCGAUUAGAACGUUUCAAUUCCAUCCUUUUCAUCUGGUUCUCAACUUUUCCUCGUGUAUUCUCGCUGUUUUCGCGUAAUUCCAUUAGCGUUCACCUUUUUUCUCUAUUCUCUGUUCCUUAAAGUGCAGCAGUUGCAAAGUUUUUCAACUCUGACAAACUUGAAAACUCUUAAAUCACUCUGGAAACGUCUCCAAUACUCCGUUGUAUAAUUUAUUCGAGACCUCGAUUCCUACAAAAUUGUUUUAUUCUCAUCGUUUGGCGUUUAAUAAAUAUACGAGUACAGUAAAUACCGUCUUUGUGAUGCUACGAGUCCUUAAAUUACGAAGAGGACAACACGGAGCACCAAGAAGACAAAAUUGACCGUAAUAAAUAUAUGUACAUGUUGUUAUUAUUCGAUCGAUCGUCGAGUAAGUUCGAGUAUGUGGGUUCUGUCCUAGGGUAACGCUGAUUUUAUGGAAACCAAUUUUAUGCGACAUCUUUGUCUGUACUUGGGCGUGCCUGACGGGCAAGCGUGUCAAUAAAUAAUUAAAUAAAUAAGAGAUUGAAACCUCAUCCAGCCUAAUUAUUUGACAAAAAUCAGAUCCACUCCUCCCAAUGUUUCACCCGAAGUCCUUAGGAACUUUUAAGGAAAUAUAAGUAUAAUUCUCAAUUUUAUUUUAUACUCCCGAGUGCUGUCAAAGUAAAAGAAAAAUGAAAAAACAAGCGUUAUUCAACUUUUGAGCGGCUCUCGGGAAUCCCACUUAGAAAACGA